Molecule: messenger RNA, 1474 nt
Organism: Penicillium brasilianum
Lineage: Eukaryota; Fungi; Ascomycota; Eurotiomycetes; Eurotiales; Aspergillaceae
Source: the annotation of a GenBank genome assembly
CAGGCGUGAGACAGAGGGAGCCGCGGUCUAUAUAUAUGACACCAAAGCUAUCGCCUCUCUCUCUUGGUUGACUAUUCCUCGCGCUUGUGUAGUCGGCCGUGUCAUCCACUCGUAUUCUUUACAUUCUUUCACACUCCGAUUCUAAGCUUCCAUCAAGCUCUGCAUCAUGCGCUGGUCCAUUGGGCUGGUCUCUGCCCUCGUGGGCCGCGCCUUUGCUACCACACCGGGCGUCUCGCCGGCCUCAAUUAGCCAGUCCCAGAACCCUGGCACGACUUUCAAUAUUCAAAAGACCGUCAACACUCCAGAGAUCCCACCAACUCCAGAUAUUGUGCUCCUGGUAGAUAACACCGGUAGCAUGUUCAAUGCCAUCUCCGACAUCAGAAAAAACCUGAACAGCGUCAUCAGCUCGGUUACUAGCUCCCAGCCGAGCGCCGAGUUCGCCGUGGCCGAAUUUGGCGAUAAUCAGGGUGCAAGUACGGUCCCGUUCCGAGUGGACCAAGGGUUGACUUCAGAUGUCACUGCUCUACAGAACGCAGUCAACGGCCUGACGGCCGGCGGUGGCGGGGACACUCCGGAGGAUUGGAUCAAUGGGCUCUACCAGAUCGCCACGGGUGCUAUCAGCUUCCGCAGUGGCAGCAGCCGGGUCGUUGUCCUGGUUAGCGAUGCGUCUAGCCACGACCCCAGCGGCGGGCACACCCUAAAUGACGCCAUUACUGCCCUGAAGGCUGCCAACAUCCGUGUCAUUGCUGUCGAUGUCGGCUAUAAUUACCCGCCUGCAGCAGGUAAAGGAGGUAUCGAUGCCAAUGGCCAGGCCACCUCCGUGACCAGCGCCACUGGGGGUUCACACAUUCCUGUUGGCAGCGGCGCUUCGGGCGUCACAGACGCUAUCACCAGUGGUCUCCAUGAUCUCCCUGUCGAUAUCACCACCUCCAUCACCUGCGGCUCGGGCUUAAGUGUCUCAUUCAGCCCUGCAGACACCACAGUGCAGAGCGGCACCGCCGCCACGUUCACCGAGACGGUGAACGUGGCCAGUAAUGCUGCGCAAGGCACCACCAUUGACUGCGCUGUCAACUUCCUUCUGAACGGCGCGACGGGCGGCGCUGCCUUCGUCCAACAGGUUGCCGUCUCGGUCAACGAUAUCACACCGCCGACGUUGUCCUGCCCGCACGGCGUGAACCCCGAUGGUUCGCCCAACCCGAAUGCCAAUGCCAACUUCUGGACAUUGGAUGCCACCGACAAUGUGUCUAAAGACUUGAAAAUUUACGUGGUCGACACUGUCUCGGGCGUCAAGUUCGGCCCGUACCCGAGCGGCACAAACAUCAAACUCAUCCAAGCGCCCGGUGCUACACCCAACGUCAAGCCCGGCCAGGGCGCGGUCAACUGGCAGAUUACGGUCAAGGGAUGUGCCCAGCUAAUUGCCAGUGACGAUGCUGGCAACAAAGCGACACCGAUCAAUUGCUGCGCCCGACCAUAG